GUUGUUAUGUCAUAAAUCGUUACAGAUUUUUUAUCCAAAUACUAGGUUGAAUGAUUAAGCUGUCGCCAAGCCGACGACGGUACUAACGUUAGCUGGAGUCUCGACAUCAUUCUGGUUGGAUGCGCGAUCGAGCCCGAUGGGGGGACGGACUGUCUUGUCGUCGUCGCCUUGUGAUUCUUCUGGUGUGACUGCCUUCGCUUGGAUUUCGCUGGCGUCGUCCAGCUGGUUGUUGCUGCUGUCGUCGACAUAAGCUUCGCCUUGCAGCUUGUCACUUUUGAGCAUCCUCAUGAACUGCUGGAAUUCCCGCAUCGUGGGAAACACCAUGCCGUCCAACACAGGGUUGCCGUGGUGGAACGCUUCGCCAUUGACCGUGAAGAUGUAUUUUUCCACGUUGGCUUGCAUGCGAAGCGGUCCAUCGGCCGCUUGGAUGCGUCUAUGCAUCAUGUGCUUGUCACAGGCCACGUACAGCACAUGCACUACAGCCAUCGCGGGCAAAUGGGACGUGCUGAACGACAGGGUUCGCUCGCCGCCUUCCACGUUGACGAAUUGGUCAAACACGGCUUCUUCCUGCAAUGUCUCGAUGGAGUCGUUCUCGUGAUAGAUGAGCUGGACGUAACCCGCCACACCGCUGCAUUUCACGUGCAACAGUUCGCCCAGUUCAUGUGUGUCGCGCUGCCAGUCGUGGAGGAUUUGAACUUCACAAGGCGUAAUCAAGGCCUCAGGAACGGAAUCACCAUCGACGCAUUGUUGCAUGUAGAUGCGCACAAAGUGAUCGCGCUUGCUCCUUGGUAAGUAGUCGAUGGGGGAAAGGCCGUUGAUAUCCCGAGAACUUUUGGCGCCGGCAGCGAGGAGAUACGGCAGUACAAAAGUCUUAUGGGAUGCAAACACGUGGUGCAGAAUUGUCCACUGCGUGGUCGGAUCCGUUGCAUUGACGUCGACCCCAUGCUUGAGGAACAGCUCCAGGAUGCAUUGCAGGCGUUGACAUGUCGUCGACACAUAGCAGCACGCAUGGAACGCCUUGAUCACAUCCGUCGGUUCGGGUGACGCUUGGAGCGCCUUUUGAAUAUCAUUGAUGUCUUCGAACGAUGUGACGCUAUCGAGGACGCUCGAGCUGUUGCCCAUGGCGUGGAAUUUCCAAAAUGCGACGAAAAUGGAAAGUCUGGACUGCACGAC
Aphanomyces astaci is the source of this 1173-nucleotide messenger RNA. RefSeq lists its product as hypothetical. The record is from RefSeq and is a predicted model, not a curated record. NCBI's taxonomy places the organism in Eukaryota, Oomycota, Saprolegniomycetes, Saprolegniales, Verrucalvaceae. The transcript has a single exon. The coding region runs from base 436 to 792 and encodes 118 amino acids.